This is a messenger RNA of Xiphophorus hellerii (green swordtail), 2599 nucleotides long. RefSeq names its product major histocompatibility complex class I-related gene protein-like. The transcript has 7 exons. Gene Ontology annotation, cellular component: external side of plasma membrane. Gene Ontology annotation, biological process: immune response. The record is from RefSeq and is a predicted model, not a curated record. Bases 75 to 1187 code for a protein of 370 amino acids. Lineage: Eukaryota; Metazoa; Chordata; Actinopteri; Cyprinodontiformes; Poeciliidae.
CUUACUUUCCUCGUUUGAUGUGACGUCAGUGGAAGUGGACACGCCCCUUUCCGGCAGGUUGUUUUGGCUCCGUUAUGUUUAUACAGGUGAUUUAUUCUGCCUCUGAAAAGCUCGAACAAAUCGCAAUCAUGAACUACUUUGGUCUACUGCUGCUCUUUCACGUUGCCUCUUCGGUGAAACAUUCCCUGAGAUAUUUUCUUACUGCUACCUACGGAGCUGAAGACUUUCCAGAGUUUGUUGGUGCUGCAACAGUAGAUGAAGUUCAGAUGGGAUACUGUGACAGCAACAUCAAGACAGCCAAGCCCAAACAAGACUGGAUGAGGAAACUGAUCGAAAGGAAUCCUGAGCACCUGGAGUGGUAUUCUCAGAAGUGUCUUAGAUGUCAGCAUGUCUUCAGGGCAAACAUUGAUAAUUUGAAGCGACGCCUAAACCUCACUGAAGGUCCCUACAUUUUACAGAGAAUGGAUGGCUGUGAGUGGGAUGAUGAGACUGGAGAUUUUACAGGAUUUAAUCAGUAUGGUUUUAAUGGUGAGGACUUCUUAGCUCUGGACCUGAAAACACUGACAUGGAUUGCUCCAAACCCACAAGCUGUGCUCACAAAACUCAUAUGGGAUGCUGAGAAAGCUAGAUUAGAACAUAACAAAAACUAUUACAGCUACGAAUGUCCUGACUGGUUGAAAAAUUAUAUUCGCCAUGGAAAGAGCUUUCUGCAGAGGACAGAAAGCCCCUCCGUAUCUCUGCUCCAGAAAACUCCCUCCUCUGUGGUCAGCUGCCAUGCUACAGGUUUCUUCCCUGACAGAGCUGAAAUGUUCUGGAGAAAAGAUGGAGAACAGAUUCACAAAGAUGUGGAGAAAGGAGAGAUCCUCCUGAACAAUGAUGGGACCUUCCAGAUGAGUGUUGAACUCAAUGUGUCAUCAGUCCCACCUGAAAGCUGGAAGCGAUACGACUGUGUGUUUCAGCUUUCUGGUGUUGGAGACGACAUAAAAAUCACUCUGGAUAAAUCUGCCAUCCGUACAAACUGGGCUUAUUCUCCAGAAUUUCCAGCUGCUCCUGUUGCAGGAAUUGUAGGAGGAUUUCUUCUCAUUCUUCUUCUUCUGGGAAUUGCUGUAGUUGUCCUCCGGAUGAAGAAAAGUACUGAUGAGGAAAAACAGUAUUCUGAUUUCCAGCUUGCUGAUGGAGAGGAUUAAAAGAUGAAGAUUGAUUGUGAGGAGAGUCAAUAAAUUGACCCUUUCAGAAACAUCUCUGACUUCACACAUUCAAUGGCUUCAUAUCCAAAGAGAGCUAAUACUGGUACUGCGUAAAAGGUUUUUGGUGUACAAUUAAGCUGGGUCCAACGAUAUACACAAAGAUGGAAAAUACACUGGAUUAGACAUAAGCUUCACUUAGUGAUGACGACCAGCCAUGUCUGGUCAUCAGUCAUAGUGAGAGGGGCUAUGAAUGAACAGUUUCUGAUGCAACAACCAAAACAGUUGUUUUGUUGAUGUUGGAGCUUGACCAAUUAUGUAUGUAAUGCCUUUACUAUAUAGAUGUGUGUAUAUAUAUAUUUUUUAGCAAAGUUUAGCUUUUUUAUUGCUUUUUUAUGCAUUUUAGUCUCGCAAAUGUGACAAUGACAGUAAAGUUUCUUUUGUUGGGGACUGAAACCUUUCACUUAGUGUUUCAUUCCUCUGAUUGUGGAAAAACGAAAAGUUCAAGUCAUUCUUUCAUGAACAGUGUUUAUCUUCAGCAGAUUUUACAUGUGCAACAUGUUGUCUUAAUUUCAUAUUCAUUGGUAUCAGACGCAAAUAAAUUGCUUUCACCUUUCAUGGAAUUUUUAAAAUAAUUAAUAUCAAACUUUUCAUGCUUGUGAAAAAAGGAAAGUUCUAAAAUGGAAUUGAAUAACUCAUCGUAAGAAACAACUGCAAAUGUAUUAGUAAAAACACAAAUAGAUAUUAUUUACAAAAGUUGUUCAUUGCAAAAAUUUGUCAGAAUUUGGACAACUUGAAGAUAAAGGUGAAACAAUUGUGUCAGAAGUAACAAUGAAGCUUGUAAAACAUAAGAAUAUUUUGAUUCUGCGUAACUGAAACAUAAAGAUGUUGCACUCCAACACAGCCUGGCUGAAACUAGAAUAUAACAGCAACUUUUCAAAACAUGUUUUCAAUUUGCCCUAAUGAAUUACAUAAUGUGGCUUAAAACAUUUUACAUUUAGCCUCAUUUCAAUUAAACUGUUUAUGCUGAUCAGCCAACAAUUGAAACCACAAAGAAUAAAAUGAUUAUUAAUUAUUAUAAUUAUUAUUAUUAAUAAAAUGAGUAAUCUUCUUGCAGUGCUAUCUGCAUAUUUUCUUGUCAUUGUACUCAUAUUUAUAAAAACUUAAGAUGACAACUUCACACAGUGGAAGUUGAAAACAUUUUGGGAACAUGAAAAGACAAAUUACUAAUCCGACAUGUCCAAUUUUCUAUAUAGGCUGAGGAAAAUAUUUAUUUUUGAUAUAUUUCUACAAUGGCUAUUUUUGUAAGAAACUUUGCUUCUGUUUUUGUAUAGUAGCCUCUUGAAAAAAACCAUAAUUAUUUCUGUUCUAAACUGAGGCGAGAAAUCCUAAUAAUUAAAGGUCCAAAUUCUUAA